UAACUUUCGUUAACGAAAAGCUCUAGGGUUCGAAUUAUUUAAUAGGAUGGAAAGAAUAGACCACCCGGCAGGUGGACAAUGUGAACCCGCGUUUCUCUAAAGGCAUAAAGGUGGACGACGAAGCCGUGUAAAUCGACUGAAAAGACAGCGUUGCCUCGCAGCACUUCGACAUCGUCCAGCUGUUUACUGGAGUGUUACACCGACUCUUGUCAGUCAAGCCCGAGACGAAACUUCCUCAGUGUCCCUCGAUGCCACUGUGGACGUCACAGUCAAUUGUGGGCUCGGGGGCCCUGCUCUCUCGCCCUCGCACAUUCGCCAGUCGUUGGACGCAUAUCAACCUCUUCCGACCUCCGGAGAUUCAAGGGCAGAAGGGUUUACGGGACACACUGAAUUUGGGUGGUGAGGAGAGCAAGGUUUGGCUUGGUUACCCUCAGGAUUCAAGGUGGAGAGCGCCAACUCCCACUUCUCACGAGAAAUCAAACCCCAGUGAGAUUUUCUUUUCUCCACAAUCCUCCGCGGGCUCAAAUUUUCCGAGAAGAAAACAGGUUUUGACGUCAUGAUUGCGUAAGAGCUGGCUCCAGUUGGUGGUUGAAUUGCGGAGAAUCAAACAAGGUUUGUGGGACUGCAUCGACAUUAAUUCCUCAACUGUGGAUUCGCGGUUCUCGUUUACCAUCUCGUUUGUUGAGAUUACGCUUUACGUGGAAAUAUUCUGUUCCCAAGGGGCUCUUGUCGCGAUCUUUGACGGAACUUCUUUCCCCACCAGCAGCGCCCGCUGAAAAGUCGGAACAGUCUCCUGUACUCCAGUACAGUGAUAGCACAAGUUUGCAUUUUUACAGCAUAUUCCGAAAUCUAGAUGCGCGAGGAAUGCUGCGAAGAAUCAUAAUUAUCACUCCCCAAGUGAGAAAUAUCGGCGGUUAUCUCUAGCCCUCCUUCUCCCAUUCGUUCAUCUUCCAAACGUACGAUUGAAGUCAUGGGAUAGAUAGUUCUUCAUCUCCCUUUUUUUCUUUUUCUUUCACAAAAUAAAAGGGUCAACUGUCUUCUUCGGUCAAAAUAAUAAUUUCCCUUCUUUACGAGCCUUCGUUGGAAACUGUUGCAAUUUCUUAACCCAAGGCACCCAAUUGAAACGACUUCUGCUGGACUUUUGAAGUGGACUUUCCUUGUCGCCUUACUGUCUUUCUUCGAAGUACUUCUGGCGUCGUUGUCAGUUCACGCUUUUCCUUCGAGAGCACCUUUGAGGCGAUGGACUCUGACUCUCAUUAGCCUCACUAACUUUUUUUUGCACCAUAACAAAUAAGGAGGUGAAAGAGCAGAAGUGGGAAAAAGCGGGACGACGUAGAAACUAACACUGAGGACAGACUAAUUAGGCAAAGUUUUAAUGACAUCCGAUCUGAUGCUUCAACUAAGCAUCGUGCUGACAUAUACAAAAAAAAUUUGAUUAGCACUUUAGAGAUUUGGUCAUAUUCCUCAUUUCUAGUCAACUAUAAAGAGUGACUAGAUUAGAGGAUACCCAAUUAUUUGAUCGCGAAACAAUACCAAUUUAGGAGACUAUAAAUCUGGC
Molecule: messenger RNA, 1558 nt
Organism: Marchantia polymorpha subsp. ruderalis
Lineage: Eukaryota; Viridiplantae; Streptophyta; Marchantiopsida; Marchantiales; Marchantiaceae
Source: the annotation of a GenBank genome assembly